AUGCCAGUGUGGGCCGCGGAGCCUGCUGGGAAGGAAGCGGCGGCGGCGGCGGCGUGCGUGGGGGCGGGCAGAGAGCCUCAGCCGGCGGCUGGUGGCAGCGGCUGCUCAGCGGGAGCCUGCGAACCGCCACCAUGUCGGGAGGAGGCAGCGCCGGAGAGUGGUGCCUGAUGGAGAGCGACCCGGGCGUCUUCACUGAGCUCAUCAAGGGCUUUGGUUGCAGGGGAGCACAAGUUGAAGAAAUAUGGAGUCUGGAACCAGAGAACUUUGAAAAAUUAAAACCGGUUCAUGGGCUUAUCUUCCUCUUCAAGUGGCAGCCAGGAGAAGAGCCAGCAGGCUCUGUUGUUCAGGAUUCCAGACUAGACACACUAUUUUUUGCUAAACAGGUAAUAAACAAUGCUUGUGCUACUCAAGCCAUAGUAAGUGUGCUAUUAAACUGUAUCCAUCAAGAUAUCCAUCUAGGAGAGACACUAGCAGAAUUUAAAGAAUUUUCACAAAGUUUUGAUGCUGCGAUGAAAGGUUUGGCACUAAGCAACUCUGAAGUGAUUCGGCAGGUUCACAAUAGUUUUGCCAGACAACAAAUGUUUGAGUUUGAUGCAAAGUCAUCAGCAAAAGAAGAAGAUGCAUUUCACUUUGUAAGCUAUGUUCCUGUUAAUGGAAGGCUAUAUGAACUAGAUGGACUAAGGGAAGGACCAAUUGAUUUAGGUGCCUGUAAUCAAGAUGAUUGGAUCAGUGCUGUCAGGCCUGUCAUAGAGAAACGAAUACAAAAAUACAGUGAAGGGGAGAUAAGAUUUAACCUUAUGGCCAUUGUGUCUGACAGAAAAAUGAUAUAUGAGCAGAAGAUAGCAGAAUUACAGCAGCAACUUUCAGAGGAAGAGCCAAUGGAUACAGACCAGAGUGGUAAUAUAUUAAGUUCUAUUCAGUCAGAAGUUGCAAAAUAUCAGAUGUUAAUUGAAGAAGAGAACCAAAAACUAAAAAGAUACAAGAUUGAAAAUAUUAGAAGAAAACAUAACUACCUGCCUUUCAUCAUGGAAUUGUUAAAAACUUUAGCAGAACACCAGCAGUUAAUACCACUGGUAGAGAAGGCAAAAGAAAAACAGAAUGCCAAGAAAGCUCAGGAGGCCAAGUGAAGAUAAUUUUGGAGGAAAAAUAUAUACAAUAAUGUGCUUCUGACCUUGUUUUCAUGAAACAAGCCUACAAGACUUUUCCAUAAACUUUAAAUUUGUCCAGCGCACGUUUGACAAUUGUAACAGUUUGUCUUGUAUCGUAUGUACGGGUCUAUAAAUCUCCUCCCCUUGCAUCAUGUGCAUGUAGAACCUACUAAGUAAUGUUUAGUCUCUUGAUCAAAUUCCAUUAUUUAACGGUUGUAUCUGAUCAAUUCCUCAUAGCUUAUUGGGAAGUAGAACUGCCAUUGUUACAGAUCUGAAAAUGUGCAAAUAAUGUACCCAUGUUUUAAUCUCUUCCUAAUGAAAAUAUUUACACCUCAUCCCAUGUUAAGGGACUUGGAUUUCUAAUGAUGCAGAGAAUGUCAGAAUUUUAAAAUAACAGUUGGGCUUUCUCUGUUCAUCACCAUUAACAGGUAUUAUAGUCUGACUCUUUUCACCAACUUCCCCUGUGUCUUUGUUUUUAUGAACUUUGACUAAUUUUUUACAGAGUUGAAAAGUAUGAAUUUAGCUGUAAACCACUUGCAAAGACCAAUGUGUAAUCUCAAAAGAUCUGCAUUGCUUUAGUAGAAAAGAUAAUAAAUUUUCCCAUUUUUAUUUUGGCAAA
Messenger RNA from Mauremys mutica (yellowpond turtle), 1767 nucleotides. RefSeq names its product ubiquitin C-terminal hydrolase L5 (gene UCHL5). Gene Ontology annotation, biological process: ubiquitin-dependent protein catabolic process; protein deubiquitination. NCBI's taxonomy places the organism in Eukaryota, Metazoa, Chordata, Testudines, Geoemydidae. The record is from RefSeq and is a predicted model, not a curated record. The coding region runs from base 132 to 1127 and encodes 331 amino acids. Gene Ontology annotation, molecular function: proteasome binding; cysteine-type deubiquitinase activity. Gene Ontology annotation, cellular component: cytoplasm; Ino80 complex. The transcript is spliced from 11 exons.